CAGUCGCCGGUUAGGUUGUGUCGUCUAACGGUCGUGCCGGGUUUACAAAACAAACAAUUAACCGUCGACCGGUGUUUAGUAAACUGUGUCCCGUUUGCUUUUACUUCAAAGUUUAAUCGUGUUGUUAAACAGUGGUUUAGUACUACCAAAAAGAUAAAGAAAGGCAACAAUGGCGAUGAAAGAGUGGCUGCAAUGGCUUCCGCCACCUCGCUCUCUCCUGGCGUUACUCCUGGCGGUGGCCGGCUUCAGCGGGCGACUAUUCGCAGCACACGCCACACAUUCACCCACACUCCUCGUUGACACCUGUCACUCAUUAUGUCGGUUGAUUGGUCUCAUUACCACGCUUGUGGCGUAUAAGUAUGAGCGUGCUGACGAAGGGACCGGACAAGAAGGAAAGCUGCGUAACACAUUCGGAUGGGCUCGCAUCGAGGUCGUCGGGAGACUGUCCGUCCAUGUCCUGUUUGCCUCGUUCGCUCUGGCACUUGUGGUCAAUGCUUUGCAACUUGGAGUGCAUUCGGCGCACUUACAGCCUCCGAGAUACCCUCGAGCUAUAUUAGGAACUGCCGUUGUUGGACUGCUCUUCAAUGCUAUAGGAUACUUGUUGCUAGCUGGGCGUGAAUUGAGCUACAGCCGAAGAUUGAGUGUCACAGAGAGUGGUGGAGUGGUGCUGAAGACAGGAGCUGGUGAACCAGUGCUGGCACAUGCCCCAAUUGAUAUAGCUAGUUGUCUGUUCGUGCUCGGUGCUGGUUUAACACUGGAGUGGGAACCAGAAAUAGCUCCUAUCGCUGAUCCAGGACUCUCCGCAUGCGCUGCUAUUGUUCUUGUUAUCUUCAAUUAUCCUUUCAUGCGAUCAGCAGGAUUGGUUCUAUUGCAGACAGUUCCCGAGGGUUUGGGCGCUUGUGACCUGCGAACUGCUGCCCUUAAGGUGCCCGGGGUCCUAGCUCUGCAUGAGCUGCACGUCUGGCAACUACAUCGCGACAAGAUGGUGGCUACAGCACAUGUCUCCUACAGAUCACAAGAGGAUUUCCUCAAGAGUUCCGGUCUGGUGUGUGACGUGUUCAAACGUCAUGGGAUCGGACUAGUCACCCUACAACCAGAGUUUACACUUUCUGCUAUGACAGGUUCUGAUGAGGAACAGAAGCUAAUGGUGGAUUUCGCAAACACAGCGUGUUCAUGUCCGUGCGCUAAGGAAUGCAUGGCUCCGAAAUGCUGUGCAACACCAUGCAAGCCUGCAGUUACAAGAGUUUGAAUACAUUUUACAUAUUUAGACAUGCAAGAGGUCCUAUAGGCAUGGACGAAUUGAGUACAGGAGGUCUAGUACCAAAAUGUAAGCCGAAGUUUCGGUCCGUAACGAAAGAACGACGAACUUCUAAUUAAAUCUUAUUAGCAGGAGCGUGCAUACCAUAGGUAUAGGCAAUUAGGCAGUGCCUGCCUCGUUAAAAACCUACAUAAAUAUAGAACUAGUGUUGUUGAUUUAGUUCCGUAAUUUAUUACCAAAAUUUUAUUGAACACCCACUCAUAUUAUUUUUCCUUUGGCUAGAUCCUUAAUACAUACUAGUACCCGGUAGGCAGUCUGCAGAUUCGAUGUACAACUUCAACAUUUAUUCAUUUAGACCUAGUACUGGCAAACUAAAGCGCAAGUACGACUAGUGAAAUCUAGAAUGCCUACCUUGCUAGAAAACCAAAGUACACCUCUGCCUGUUACCAAAGUACUUCGGAUCCGAAUAGUGCGGGCGAAUUUCGUUUCGGAACCAUAGACAUAACCAUAAAAACUGAAGUUAUAGUUACGAUAAUAAUAAUGUCAAACAAUGAAAAGUAUUCAAGUGAAUUUGGGAAUAAGGUAAACGAAACACAAAAUGUCUUAUCGCGAACUUCGUAUCGAUCUUCGGAUCUGAAACACUUUCGUAACAGGAAAAUGUACGAUCCGUCAACCGAAACUUCGUAUUUCGUUUUUGGUAAUGGCUCCUGGGCGCGAACUAGGGCCGUGUUCGCAUUUACCCCUGUAGCCCAUCUACAUCGAAGAAAGAUAAUUAAGAAUAAAUGGACAAUUGUAUUGCAUUAGUUACGAAGUUAAGAAUUAGGAACGUGUAGUUAAACAUUUAUGGAGCAAUUUUAAAAUAUUGGACUUAUUAUUUUGAAACUAGCACUAUAUUUUCUGGCGUACUACAUAUUCUUGCCUUAUACUUGCCAUGAACAUUCGCCCAAAGAUUGUUAACACGUAAGCACGGCAGACCAGACGUAACGAAUGCUCAAAACCAUGUAGAUAGUGUAUGUAUUGUAGAAUUAACUGAAUAAUUGUAAUGUUAUAAUACAAUAUUAAUGACAAAUAUAAUAAUUUAUGUAUAUAGUAUCUAAGACCUAUUAAAUUAAGCAAGAUUUUUAAGGUUUAUAUUUCAUAUGUCACGUUUACGAGAUAUUGUAAGAGUGAUUUAUUGUCGAUGAUUUUCCUAUACCAUGAAGUGAAUCGAUACAUCUCUCUGGUGUGAAGCAAUGACAUUCUAUACCACUGCCCUCUACUAUUUACCACUGGACUGGCGGCUGUCAAAGUGCUUAUGUGCCUGUUUGAUAUUCACCAUUUUGGCGCUGUUGGCCAUAGCGAGAGUCUGCGGUAGUAAAACUAGUAAUCACGACCUCAGCUAAACAAACAUCGAUAGAUGGUGGGAAACUAUUUGCAACAAAAAAAAUGUGUGUUUUAUUACGUUGAUUCCUGAAGUAUAAAUAACACGAAAAACGAACGAAAUUAAUUCAAAAUGCACUGUACUGUACGCUUCUGUCGCAGCCAUUUGUAUUAAACGUUAAAAUUAGUUCUCUGGACGCUCGCUAGUGGCGCAUCAAAUAGGCACAAAAAAUUUGCUGUCAAACAUAUGGAACAGCCUGUCCAGUGGUAUUUGUACAGGUCAGUGUUCUAUACACAUUUAAGGACAUAUCAUUCACAGUCUGAUAACGGAACGACAAAGGUGUGGUUAAAGACAUUGUAAGCACACUUUUCUCCUUAGUCGUGUGUCAAGUAAUGAAACCUGUCCGAAUGUAACCUGAACUGAAUAUAUGUUUUACAUUGCUGCUUAUUGACCAAUAAUAUUUUAAACAACUGGAGUAAAUGCGGUAAUGUAUAGGUAUAGCAGUUUAAGAAGCUUAUAAUGUGUUAAUUUGUGGCAUGUUCCUUAUUUCGGCUUUUCUUAUGCGACGUGAUUUGUCUUUAUGUAUAGAACGUCAUUGGUGUGAAAUGAUAUCUUUAUUCAUAUAUUAAUCAGUGACAUUGUGAAUAUAUGAGAACAGGUAACAAUAAUAAUUAAGACUUCAAAGCACUAAAGAGUUUUGUUUAAAAAUAGUUUUUACAUUUUAAGCUGCGGCCACAUUGUAGCGAAAAGGCGAACAUUUGCGAUGUCAUGACACAUUUCUAUUUAAAAGUUGUUUUUUUUUGUCGGAGUUUUUUGAUUUGCUUUGCCAAAGAAGUAUACAUGUGUACAUAAGUACGGAUUUGUUUACAAGAUAUUAUAUGGAUGUACAAAUACUAGAUAAUACUCUAAAUUGAAGUUUCAAUGAAAUUAAAAGAUAUUAGUAUUUUCUUUGAUAAACGCGAGUGUAACACAUUUAAAUAAAACACUUUUAAAGUGUUAAAAUCUCGUUUUCAGGGGGACUGGAGAUC
Leptidea sinapis is the source of this 3646-nucleotide messenger RNA. It is a transcript of the gene ZnT77C, whose product is annotated as zinc transporter 1. Gene Ontology annotation, molecular function: zinc ion transmembrane transporter activity. The transcript has 8 exons. Lineage: Eukaryota; Metazoa; Arthropoda; Insecta; Lepidoptera; Pieridae. Gene Ontology annotation, biological process: detoxification of zinc ion; intracellular zinc ion homeostasis; zinc ion transmembrane transport. Bases 170 to 1249 code for a protein of 359 amino acids. Gene Ontology annotation, cellular component: membrane. The record is from RefSeq and is a predicted model, not a curated record.